Molecule: messenger RNA, 1549 nt
Organism: Coffea arabica (coffee)
Lineage: Eukaryota; Viridiplantae; Streptophyta; Magnoliopsida; Gentianales; Rubiaceae
Product: probable serine/threonine-protein kinase At1g01540
Biological process (GO): protein phosphorylation
Molecular function (GO): ATP binding; protein kinase activity
Source: RefSeq, a predicted model, not a curated record
GUCCAAUUAUUCAGCAAAAGCAUAGAGAAGCGACUAAUUCAGGUCUUUCUUCAGAGUGGAGUCAGUGGACAAUCCUGCCAUGAAUAAGAGGCUCUUGUCGCGUAAUGGAUGGGAUGUAGAAAUGAGCAUUGGCAACCCCGACGGACGUUGCUCUACUGUGGCUAGCGGGGUUUUAGUGACGAGUAACGGGAACAAAACUGAGUGCCCGUCAAUGGCUCUGGAUAUAAGGCCGGGCAAAGAAUAUACCUUCAAUGAGAUUGAAGCAGCAACGAAUGGUUUUGCUGAUGAAAAUAUUGUUGGAAGUGGAGACUACGGAGUUGUUUAUCGUGGAGUCCUGUUUGAUCAUACUCGAGUCGCAAUCAAGAAAUUGCUUGUCAAUAGGGGCGCAUUAAAGGAUUUUGUGGCAGGGGUGGAGGCAAUGUGGUGUCUCAGACACAAGAACUUGGUGAAAUUAUUGGGAUAUUGCACAGAGGGAAUGUUUAGGAUGGUUGUGUACGAGUAUGUGGACAAUGGCAAUCUUAACCAAUGGCUUCAUGAGAGCACAAGUAAAGUUAGCCGUCUUACAUGGGAAAUCAGAAUGAGUAUCAUUGAAGGAAUUGCAAAAGGGUUAGCCUACCUGCACGAGGACUCUGAACCUGGAAUUACGCAUCGACACUUAAAAUCAAGCAAUAUAUUGCUUGACAAGCAAUGGAAUCCUAAGAUAUCUGAUUUUGGAAUCUCCAAGUUUUUUGGUCUGGAGUGGAGUCAUGCCACUGCUCUCCCGAUGGGAAUGUCCGGUUAUAUUGCACCCGAAUGUGCCAGCACCUGUAUUCUGGACGUGAAAAGCGAUGUUUACAGCUUUGGGAUACUUGUAAUGGAGAUUGUAUCAGGGAAAACUUCAGUGCAGUACAGCGUUACUGAAAUAGAGGAAUGCUUAAUCGACUGGAUAAAACUAAUGGUUUCAGAACAAAAGUUUGAUCGGGUUGUUGAUCCCAGUUUGCCUGAAAUGCCUUCUGUGAAGGAAUUGAAACGCAUUCUUCUUCUAGCACUCCGAUGUGUUGACCCAGAUGCUGACAAGAGGCCUAAUAUGGGCAAUGUGAUCCACAUGCUCGAGCCACGGGACUUGCUACUCGCAGAUGAACUUGUGGUCAAAAGGGUCAGUUCUCGUCGUAGAUCUUUCAAAGAAGAUCAUCAAACAUCAACUUAGUUCAUUUAUCUCUAGAUACAAACGAGAAACACAGGCAAGUCUGUUCCUACCUGGACGUGAAGUAAAAGUUUGCAUUUGUAUUUAAAGAGAAAAUGCCCAGUUUCUAUUCCUCCUCCUUUUUUUUUUUUAUCAUCAUCGGGGAAGCGAGAUGUAGAGGGUUUAAACAUCAUAUGGUCUUUUGAUGAACUUGUAAUCAGUUGGAAUAGUUUCUGAAAUUGACAAAUAUGGUCAGCAAAUUUUGUUCAGUUACAGACCAAUUUCUCAGUCCUAACACGGCUUGUAAAAUUAGGCAGUUCAGCUCCACUCGUGUACUCUGGCACAUCCGAUUAAUUUCAAUAUUUCAUCUCAGCCAGCUUUUUUUAA